This is a messenger RNA of Argentina anserina (silverweed cinquefoil), 1677 nucleotides long. RefSeq names its product eukaryotic translation initiation factor 4B3. The record is from RefSeq and is a predicted model, not a curated record. Lineage: Eukaryota; Viridiplantae; Streptophyta; Magnoliopsida; Rosales; Rosaceae. The transcript is spliced from 2 exons. The coding region runs from base 94 to 1392 and encodes 432 amino acids. Gene Ontology annotation, molecular function: translation initiation factor activity; mRNA binding.
CCCUCGGACGCUUCAAACCAACGCAACCAAACACAAACAUCGAAAGAGAGAAACACAAAGAGAGACCAAAGACAAGAGCUUUUCUUUGCAACCAUGGCGGCAACUGUGUCGUCUCCUUGGGCCAAACCCGGCGCGUGGGCCCUCGACUCCGAAGAACACGAAGCCGCCGAGCUCGAACAGCAGCAACAGCACCAAGCCAAGAUCGAAGCCCAGCCCCUAGCCGACUUCCCAUCUCUCUCAGCCGCCGCCGCCGCCAAGCCGAAGAAGAAGAACAAGCCCCAGAAGGUCAGCCUCGCCGAGUUUUCCGUGUUCGGCGGGCCCAAGCCACCCGCAGAGCCCGUCGGCCUGACCCACGAGGAUCGGCUCGUCCUCCCCACCGGCCCGCGCGAGCGCACCGCCGAGGAGCUCGAGAAGGGCCGGCUCGGCGGCGGCUUCAAGAGCUACGGCGCCGAUCGGAACCGCGAGGAUUCGAGCUCCAAGUGGGGGAGCCAGAGGAGAGAGGGAGGCGGAGGGUUUGGGAAGGAGAGUGAUAGGGACGCGCCGUCGCGGGCGGAUGAGGUUGACGAUUGGGGCGCCGGGAAGAAGUCGGUGCCGGAGAAGAGGGAGAGAGUAGGGUUUGGGUUUGGUUCUCAGUCCAAGGCUGAUGAAUCUGACAGCUGGGUGACGAACAAGACGUCGUCGUUUUCGUCGGAGGGACGGAGGCCCGGCGGCGGCGGGUUUGAUCGGGAUAGGAAGGUUGGGUUUGGGUCGAAUGGCGGCGGGGCCGAUUCGGAGAGCUGGGGGAGGAAGAGGGAGGAGGUUAAUGGUGGAGGGGGUUUCGAGAGGGAGAGGAAGGUAGGGUUAGGGUUCAAUUCGAACGGCGGUGGUGCCGAUUCGGAGAGCUGGGGGAGGAGGGAGGAGAGUAAUGGUGGGACUGAGAGUAAUGGUAGGCCGAGGCUGAAAUUGCAGCCUAGGACAUUGCCUGUUACUCUGCCGCCGCCACCGCCUGUUGUCAGCAGCAAUGAGUCAUUGCCGGUGGCGGUGGAGAUUGUACCGAGGCCCAAGGGGGCGAACCCAUUUGGAGCUGCGAGGCCGAGAGAGGACGUUUUGGCAGAGAAGGGGAAGGACUGGAAGAAGAUUGACAAGGAGCUUGAGGCUGUGAAGCUUAAGGAGAAGGAGGCUGUGGCUGCCGAAGGGGAGUCUUUUGGGAAGAGGAGUUUCGGAAUGGGAAAUGGGCGCCCUGGUGACCGCACCGAUGGAGUUUGGAGAAAACCUGCUGUGGCUGAGGCUGAGGCUGAGGCUGAGGGGGAGGUUCGUCCUCAGAGUGCUGGAAACGAUGAGAGUAGGAGAAGCAAUUCUGAGGAACCGGAACCAGAGAAUGAGAAUGAAAAUGAGAACGUCACUGAGAAUUGAAGAAAAGGUUAGAAGUAUGAUGAUAGAGGGAAGAGGUCCCAAGUUGCUUGAUCUGCUGAACCAUGAGGCUGCUGAUUUUUCACUUUCUUUUCUAUAUUUAUGCUCUGUCGCUAAUGCUAUACAUUCAACUUAAAAACAGUUUUUUGGUAGGUGUUCAACUGUUCAAGUAUACUAGUUUUGCCUAUAGGACUUUGUUUUGUAUGUUGUAUUGAGAUUGAGAAACACUGACUCUGAAAAUUAUUUUUGAUCGUGAAGUUAAUGUGGAAUUGUGGCAUGUUCAAUGGA